CAUAGACCAGAAACAUCGCAUUAUGGCCUCGCUCUGAGCCUCCUGAUGCGACAGUUGUGUAUAUACCUAACCGGCAAUCCGUCACCAUCGACGCCUUGAUCAUGGACCUCCGGUCCAGAGGCUUUUUUCGGGGCCAUCGGAGUUGUCAAUAGUACUCCUGAAGUGCUAUAUUAUUUGAUUUUGAGCACUGUCACUUUUGCACGCCCGGGGAUUUAAACCGAAGUGACAGUAGUAGCACUCACCCCAUCUGCCGGUCAGCUAACUAGCUCGCUAAGUCAAUAGCCAAGAAGGGCAUCACUUUUCUUUUGGAGUAAAGGACAAGGAAACUGCAACACCACUACUUUCAUUAACAGAAGACUGAACAGAGGCUGAUUCCCCGAGUCCCCAUCUUACAACAUAUUCACUACUGAUUCCUGGAAGGCUGGCAACACAACGCCACCCUAAUGCAGAACCAUAAAAGAACGUGAAAUGAACAAACCACCACAGCCUAUAACGGGACCCACUUCUGUCCCAAACCCUGCCCCAUCCCCUGGACUGACACAGGCGGCCUACGGCCCUGGACAGCCCCCGUCUAUUGUUUUUGCUACCCCUCCACCUCCACAAAUGAACUCUGCACCACAGCCAAGACAGAGUUACUAUCAGAACCGACCAGCUAUGGCCACCAGUGCUCCAAGGGUACAGACAAGUAGUGGCCCACGGCCUGUCGGACCCACUCACGUCUACCCGCCCAGCUCCCAGAUGAUGAUGAUUUCCCAGCAGCAGCUGUCUUUUGCUGGCUCCCCUCAGGGCUACUUCAUCCCCCCUGGACAGUACCGGGCCCCAUAUAUGCCUCCUACUCAGCAGUAUCCUGUGACCAGCGGUACUGCAGGAUUCUAUCCAGGAACUAGCCCUGCUGAAUAUCCUGCUUAUGCAGGAGCAUACUAUCCAGCCCAGCCGCAGUACUCUCCGUCUGUCCAGCCGGCACCAGUCAUGAUCAACCCCGCCCAACAACAGCAACAAGCCCCGCCUCCUCAGCAACCACCGGCACAGUCACAAGGCCCACCAAAGAGGGAACGCAAACCGAUAAGAAUACGAGACCCCAACCAGGGUGGGCGCGAUAUCACAGAGGAGAUCAUGUCAGGUGGAAGAUCCACCACCACACCAACUCCCCCACAGGCCUCCAUAGCAGAUGCAAGUCCUGCACAGACCAAUGGUGAAGUUACACAGCCUGUCACUACAGUGGUGAGAAAAGAUGAAAACAUGGAGCCUCCUGCUGGCGCUGAAACCCCACCACCUCUUGCCAUAGCAAAUACAGAGCCUGUGGUGGAGGCCAAACAGGAAAUGGACAACGAGAUUACACCGCCUGCUGAGUUAGCCGCACAAUCUGUAGCCCCUGUAGCUGCUACUGAGGUGCCAUCUCCAUUGAUAAAGGACCAGCAGUCUUCCUCUUCCCUUUCUCCAGCAGCAGCAUCCACUACACCUCCUGCUGAGACAAUAAAUGAAGUUGAUACUAAAGUUGGUGACACAGUGGACGCUCCUGUCGGCCCUGCAGCAUCCUUAGCAGCACAAGAGGCACCUGUCAAAACUGAGGAGCCACAGGCUGCCCCAGCUCCCGCUGAGAAGGGACCAGAAAAGGAGGAAAAGAAAAUGGAGGAGGUGAAGAAAUUGGAAAAAGGGGAGCAGGAGUCAGCCAGCACUAAGUUGGAGCCUGCGAUUGAGGUUGCCACAACAGUUACCCCUGUUAGCGUGGCGAAAGAAGAUGUGGCCACAAAGACGGCUACUGAAAUCUCUCAGCCUCCACCUUCUGCACAUGAACCUGCUGCUCCACAGACCCAGAGCGCUGUUCCGAGCACCGCCCCUGAACCUGAACCCACACCGGCUGAAACGGCAGAGCCUCUUCUUCCCAACGGCCUUCCUCAGGACUCUGAGGCACUCUCUGAGGAUAUGGCGUUUUCAGACACUACACCCGUUGACAAGCCUGACGCUUGUCAAUCUCAGGAAUCCACACCUGUGGCUAAAACGGUAAUGCCAGCACAGGAGGAAGAGGAGAAGGAGAAAAAAGAGGAAGAAAAGGAGACAGAGAAAAGCGAGGACUCUCCUCCCACCACUGUUAGCUGCCCUACAGAGGAAUCUACUACUAUGCAAGCUGCUACGUCUGUGCCAAAGAAGAGGAAGAACAUGAAGGAGUUCAACAAGAAGGAGGCCAUUGGAGACCUCCUGGAUGCCUUCACAGAGGAGCAGGAUGCCAAGCCUGCUUCUGAACCCUCAUCCACUCAGGCCGACCCUGUCCCUGUUGCUCCAGCUGAACCUCCUGCUGAGGUUGCAGAUGAGACCUGGGAGGAAAAAGAGGACAAACAGAAUGCAGAACCUGACAGGCCGAAAGCCACACCUGAGCCAGCUGGGCAGAAAUACCAGUACAAAGAAGAGCAAUGGAAGCCGAUUGACCCCGAAGAGAAGAAGAGGUACGACAGGGAGUUCCUCCUGGGCUGCCAGUUUAUCAGCGCCAGUAUGCACAAACCCGAGGGCCUGCCUCUCAUCAGUGAUGUGGUCCUGGACAAGGUGAACAAGACUCCGCUGCGGCCUGCUGACCCAGCUAGACUGAUGAAUGUUGGUCCUGAUUUUACUCCCUCGUAUUUGGGGAACCUUGGGAGCAGAUCAGUGGGAGGACCACGAGGCCCACCGCCUGGACCACGUCGUUCCCAGCAGGGCCAGAGAAAAGAGCCCAGGAAAAUCAUCAGCAGCAUGUCCCUCAGUGAUGACGUGCAGCUCAACAAGGCUGAGAAGGCCUGGAAGCCCUCGACGAAAAAGCCCGCUCGCAGCCGCACCGGAGACGAAGCCGAAGAAGAUGAUACCGAGCAGAGCCAGACUCAAGAGCUGUUCAAGCGUCUGCGUAGUAUCCUCAACAAGCUGACCCCUCAGAAGUUUCAGGAACUGAUGAAGCAGGUGACAGAGUUGACGAUAGACACAGAGGAGAGGCUGAAGGGAGCCAUUGAUCUCAUCUUCGAGAAGGCCAUCUUAGAGCCCAACUUCUCCGUGGCCUACGCUAACAUGUGCCGCUGCCUUAUGGGGUUGAAAGUCCCCACCUCAGACAAGCCAGGAAUUUUUGUUAACUUCCGGAAAGUGCUGCUCAACCGCUGCCAGAAAGAGUUCGAGAAGGACCAGGACGAUGAUGAAAUCUUUGAGAAAAAGCAAAAAGAGUUGGAGGCUUCCAAAGAUGAUGAGGAACGUGAGCGCUUGAGGGUGGAGCUGGAGGAGGCUAGAGACAAGGCCCGGCGCCGGUCACUAGGCAACAUAAAGUUCAUCGGCGAGCUCUUCAAGCUGAAGAUGCUGACGGAGGCAAUCAUGCACGACUGCGUAGUGAAACUACUGAAGAAUCAUGAUGAAGAGUCUCUGGAGUGUCUCUGCAGGCUUCUCUCCACGAUUGGCAAAGACCUGGACUUUGAGAAGGCCAAGCCUCGUAUGGAUCAGUAUUUCAACCAGAUGGACAAGAUCAUCAAAGAAAGAAAGACCUCAUCAAGAAUUCGCUUCAUGCUGCAAGAUGUCUUGGACCUCAGAAAGAAUAACUGGGUGCCUCGUAGAGGAGACCAGGGUCCUAAAACAAUUGACCAGAUCCAUAAGGAGGCAGAGUUGGAGGAGCAUAGGGAACACAUCAAAGUCCAGCAGCAGCUCCUGUCCAAGAAAGACGGAGGAGGCAGGAUGGGAGGAAACAUGGGGGGCCGAGGCUCUCACACACCAGGAGGUGGCAGGACUAGCCAGCCCCAGGAUGAAGGAUGGAAUACUGUGCCCAUCUCCAAGAACAGACCUAUCGACACCACCCGCCUUAGCAAGAUCACAAAGCCUGGCGCUCUGGACUUCAACAACCAACUGUUGGCUCCAGGGGGAAAAGGCAUGUGGGGGAGCUGGGGCAAAGGCAGUAGUGGAGGAACCGGAGCUAAACCAGCAAGUGGAGAGCAGGAUUCUGGUCGUUCAACUACCAGCACCCUCAACCGCUUCUCAGCCCUGCAGUCUGGUUCAUUGUUGUCUUCAACAGACUCUGAUCGCAGAGUUCCUCAGAGGUCAAGCUCCAGCCGUGAGCGCGGUGGCGACAGAGACAGGGGUGAUCGCGACAGGGAUCGCUUUGAUCGAUUUGAUCGCGGUGAAGGACGGGAAGGCCGCGAUGACAGGGGCAGCCAGAACCAAAUCAGCAAGAGAAGUUUCAGCAGAGAGUCGCAGGAGCGUGGCGGGAGGGGCGGAGACAGCCGGGCUUCAACUGAGCCUGUGCGUCGCGUGGCCAGCAUGACCGACGACCGGGACAGGGGGAGCAGGGACCGAGGAAGUCGGGAUAGAGGAAGCCGAGACCGAGGAAGCCGAGAUCAAGGAAGCCGGGAUAGGGUUCCAAGCAAAGAUCUCACAGUUAAGCGCGAGAGCGCCCCCACUCCUCCUCCUCCUUCUUCUCUUUCAAAACCUGCCAUGACGGAAGAGGAGGUCAAUAAGAAGUCAAACGCCAUCAUUGAAGAAUACCUCCACAUAAAUGAUUUGAAGGAGGCUUUGCAGUGUGUGGCAGAACUCAACAGUACCUCGCUGCUCUAUGUGUUUGUGCGGAACAGCGUGGAGUCGACGCUUGAACGCAGCACCAUCGCUCGAGAGCAUGUGGGCCUGUUGCUGCACCAACUUGUAAAGGCAGGAACACUGCCUACGCAGCAGUACUACAAAGGGCUAGAGGAGACCCUGGAGGCUGCGGAAGACACGGCCAUAGAUAUACCUCACAUCUGGCUCUACCUGGCUGAGCUCAUUACCCCCAUGCUCCAUGAGGGAGGCAUCCCAAUGGGACAGCUCUUCAGGGAGAUCUCGAAGCCUCUUGUGCCUCUGGGGCAGGCUGGUGUGCUGCUGGUACAGAUCCUCAAGUUGCUCUGCAAAGGAAUGACCCCGAAGAAAGUCGGGGCCAUGUGGACAGAGGCUGGGCUGAACUGGAGAGAUUUCUUGCCAGAGGAUGUAGAUGUCAACAAGUUUGUCACUGAUCAGAAGAUGGAGUUCACCACAGGAGAGGAGACAGAGUCAAAGGACGUUGGUAAGAAGAAGGUCCUCAGUGGAGAGGAGCUCAGCAAACAGCUGGACCGACUCUUGCAGGACAAGGCCAACAACCAGCGUAUCAGAGACUGGGUGGAGGCUAACUUGGACGAGCCACAAACUGCUUCCAACCAGUUUAUCCGAGCCUUGAUGACAUCAGUGUGUCAGUCUGCCAUCAUUUGUGACAACCCGUACAGGGUGGAUGCACAGCAGAUCGGACUGAGGGCCAGUCUGCUGCAGAAGUACCUGUGUGACGAGCAGAAGGAGCUGCAGGCCCUUUAUGCCCUCCAGGCUCUGAUGGUGCACAUGGAGCAGCCAGCAAACCUGCUGCGGAUGUUCUUCGACGCCUUGUACGACGAGGACGUUAUUAAGGAGGAGGCCUUCUACAAAUGGGAAUCCAGCAAAGACCCUGCGGAGCAAACAGGCAAAGGCGUGGCCUUGAAGUCGGUCACUGCCUUCUUCACCUGGCUCCGCGAGGCCGAGGAGGAGUCUGACAAGGAAUAAAAGACUGAACCGAAAGCUGUCGCCCCCCCUUCAGCAAGGUGGGGGGCUCUGCAGGCAGCUGCAGAGAGUCGUGGACAAUGUUGCCAGAGAGAGGCAGACUCGAAAUCAAUCCUCAAUGAGGAUAAAUUUUUAUUAUGUUUUCUUUUUCUUUGAGGGAUGGACAAUCAUUUCUCUCUACCCUCCCUCUCUUGCUUCCUCAUUAUUUCGCCACCUGCUUGUGACAGCAAGUGUCCUCAUCAAAUAAACUUGAAAACUGAUUCAGCAGGAUUGCUUGUAACGAGGUGUGAAGUAUCCCACAUCACUACAAACUCUUUUUUGUCACAAAAAAACAAAACCAACAGGCUGCUUUUUUUAAAUGGUUCUAGAUAUAAUGGUAAUGCCUAACAUCCGAUCUGAUCUGCCAGAAUAAACAGCGGGGCGUGUGGUGUAGUGGGUUCCCUGAUACAUGGGUAUCGUCAUGCCAUCAUGUGUGUCCAAUCCAGACUCAGCUCUUAUGUCUUUGUCUCUUACUGGAGUGUGCAGCAUGACUGAAGUGUGUUUCUAUUAAUGAUACAGUGGACGUUGAUAGACGAACGUACAUGAACUAAUAUUAAUUUGAUGGAUGGAGUUUUUAAAGCAAAUGUCGUCUAUUUUCUCUUCCUGUUUCCCAUCAUGAACUUACAAAGGACAGAAACACGGAGGACUGAUGUUGACCUUUGACCUUGACUACUAGGGGGUGGUCUUAAUGCUUCCUCUAAGCCAUCCUCUCCCAUCCCCAGUAGUGAACCACACUGACUGACUCUUCAUCUUUACCUCUUCUAUACUUAAACUGUCGUAGAGGACACUUAAUGACCCAAUCACCGUUAAAACUUGAAAUCUACAGAAAAUUGACUUGAUGAAAUAUAUAAAGUUUAAAGAAAAAGGAAAAAAAAAAAAGACACAGAAAUGAUCCGAAAGCCUUUUCUACUUUAAGUGGAAACUUAUUUCAGGAGCGUUCUGUAAAUAUAUAAUAAUAAUGAUAAUUACAAAAAACUUUCUUUUUUUUCCUCAUUUUUAUUUUUCAAAAGUUAAAUCGCUGAUGUAAUUGCAGUGUGUCCUUUUCCAGCAGAAAACGCAGUUGUCCAGAUGCAGAGAGGUGCUUUAGAUAAUCCAUUGAUUAUUAUUAGUUGUAUUGGAAUUUUGUAAAUAUUUUUUUUUUUUUUUUUGCUUUCUUUAUUUAAGAAAUUAUUGCUUCUUUUGCAUCGGAAACUGGAAAGAUGAGGUAACGGAACAUUGCAAAUAAAGGACUUAUUAAGUUGCUGA
Molecule: messenger RNA, 6810 nt
Organism: Chelmon rostratus (copperband butterflyfish)
Lineage: Eukaryota; Metazoa; Chordata; Actinopteri; Chaetodontiformes; Chaetodontidae
Gene: eif4g1a
Product: eukaryotic translation initiation factor 4 gamma, 1a
Exons: 30
Coding region: 469-5529 (1686 amino acids)
Cellular component (GO): eukaryotic translation initiation factor 4F complex
Molecular function (GO): translation initiation factor activity; mRNA binding; protein binding
Source: RefSeq, a predicted model, not a curated record